Microthlaspi erraticum is the source of this 1224-nucleotide messenger RNA. NCBI's taxonomy places the organism in Eukaryota, Viridiplantae, Streptophyta, Magnoliopsida, Brassicales, Brassicaceae. The record is from the annotation of a GenBank genome assembly.
AUGCGAGCAAGGAAGCUACCGAUGUUCGCAGUCUUCGUGGUUUGUGCUGUAUUGUUUCUGCUCUACAUGGAAUCUCCAGAAUCUACUGUCCCUGACAAUAAACCAACGUUCAAACCAAACAUGCCUCUUCCCAGAACCAUUGGUCCCAUCAGUACAAGUAGUAGUAAUAGUAGUAGUGUUGUUGUUUCGGUUCCAAAGGAAGAAAAAGAGGAGCUAGAUCCAUUGGUACCUCCUCCUAAAGCUAGCAAGAGCGAGAGAAUCGAAUGGUUCAGAAGAAAGCUACCGGAGCUUGAGAUACUUAAAUCCACAAGGAAGAGCAAGAGAUUCCAUGGAAGAGUUUUGGAGCUGUACAACAAGAACUGCUCAGCUCAAUUCUUCAUGAUUUGGCUCUCUCCGGCAAACUCCUUUGGACCAAGAGAGAUGUUAGCUCUUGACACUCUCUUCACCACAAACCCUAAUGCUUGCUUGGCGAUUCUCUCAAACUCUCUAGACUCUCCCAAAGGAUACACUACCCUCAAACCAUUGCUUGAUCAAGGCUUCAACCUCGUCGCUCUAACACCAGACAUCCCUUUCCUCGUCAAGAACACUCCUGCGGAAGCUUGGCUUAAGAAGCUCAAGAGUGGUAAAAUGGAUCCUGGCUCUAUCCCUCUCUUCAUGAACCUCUCUGACCUAACGAGACUCGCGGUGCUUUACAAGUACGGAGGAGUCUAUCUAGACACAGACAUCAUCUUCCUCAACGACAUGACACGACUCAGAAACGCAAUCGGAGCACAGAGCAUGGAUCCAGAAACCAAAACAUGGACAAGGCUAAACAACGCAGUGAUGGUCUUUGACGUUUACCAUCCGCUCAUGCGCGAGUUCUUGCGAGAGUAUUCAACAAAUUUCGACGGAUCCAGAUGGGGACACAACAGUCCUUACCUAGUCUCUAGAGUCAUCAAGAGAUUAGGAAGCAAACCUCAGUACAAAGUCAGAAUCUUUCCGCCGGAUGCUUUUUAUCCGGUGAAUUGGCUUAAGAUCUCGAGGCUUUUCAAGAAACCUGCAACCACAGGAGAAGCGAACUGGGUGGAGAAGACAGUGGAGGACAUGAGCAGAGAGAGUUACGUGAUACAUCUGUGGAACAAAGUCACAAGGAAGAUGGAGAUUGAAGAAGGAAGCGUCAUGCACAGACUCAUCUCCACUCACUGCACAGUCUGCGGCAACAUCACAAACUCUCAAUCUGUAUAA